This is a messenger RNA of Plasmodium inui San Antonio 1, 1584 nucleotides long. Its product is annotated as CAMK/CDPK protein kinase. Gene Ontology annotation, cellular component: cytoplasm; nucleus. The record is from RefSeq and is a predicted model, not a curated record. Lineage: Eukaryota; Apicomplexa; Aconoidasida; Haemosporida; Plasmodiidae. Gene Ontology annotation, biological process: peptidyl-serine phosphorylation; intracellular signal transduction; protein autophosphorylation. Gene Ontology annotation, molecular function: calcium ion binding; ATP binding; calmodulin binding. The transcript has 5 exons. The coding region runs from base 1 to 1584 and encodes 527 amino acids.
AUGGGGUGCAACCAGAGCAAGGGUGUCCACGAGCUGCGAAUGAGGAGCGGGAGGUGCGUGAAGGAACAGGUGGGGCAGUCGCCAGAAGGAAAUGGAAACACAUCAGACGAAUUGGCAAUAAACCCAGGAAUGUACGUGCGAAAGAAAGAGGGAAAAAUAGGAGAGUCAUAUUUUAAAAUCAGGAAAUUAGGAAGUGGAGCCUACGGAGAAGUACUCCUAUGUAGAGAAAAAAAUGGACACACAGAAAAGGCAAUCAAAGUGAUAAAAAAGUCUCAAUUCGACAAGACACGAUAUUCAGAAUGUAGAAAUAAGAGUAUUGAAAAUGAAGAAAGUUUUAAUGAAGACAUAUAUAAUGAGAUAUCUCUAUUGAAGUCAUUAGACCAUCCGAACAUAAUAAAGCUUUUUGAUGUGUUUGAGGAUAAGAAAUACUUUUACCUGGUGACUGAAUUCUAUGAAGGAGGAGAGUUAUUUGAGCAAAUCAUUAACCGACAUAAGUUCGACGAGUGUGAUGCUGCUAACAUUAUGAAGCAAAUCUUAAGUGGCAUCUGCUACCUACACAAACAUAAUAUUGUGCAUAGGGAUAUAAAGCCCGAAAACAUCCUCCUGGAAAAUAAAAACAGCUUACUAAACAUAAAAAUAGUCGAUUUUGGAUUGUCCUCCUUCUUCUCCAAAGAUUAUAAGCUCAGGGAUAGACUUGGCACAGCAUAUUAUAUCGCCCCAGAAGUAUUAAAAAAAAAAUAUAAUGAGAAGUGUGAUGUAUGGUCAUGUGGGGUAAUCAUGUAUAUCCUCCUCUGUGGAUAUCCUCCCUUUGGCGGACAAAACGAUCAGGACAUUAUUAAGAAAGUGGAGAAAGGGAAGUACUACUUUGAUUUCAACGAUUGGAAAAAUAUAAGUGAUGAGGCAAAAGAGCUGAUAAAACUCAUGUUGACUUAUGACUUCAACAAAAGGAUAACUGCUAAGGAGGCUCUAAAUAGUAAGUGGAUUUUAAAAUAUGCCGAUAAUAUCAAUAAGAAUGACCAGAAGACUUUGUUCGGGGCUUUGUCUAACAUGAGGAAAUUCGAAGGCAGUCAGAAACUCGCGCAGGCUGCCAUUCUGUUUAUUGGAAGCAAGCUUACCACCCUGGAGGAACGAAAGGAGCUCACGGACAUAUUUAAGAAACUGGACAAGAACGGAGAUGGCCAGCUCGACAAGCGCGAACUCAUCGAGGGCUACAACAUCUUGCGCAGCUUCAAGAACGAGCUAGGUGAACUGAAAGACGUCGAGGAAGAGGUAGACAACAUCCUCAAGGAGGUCGACUUUGACAAGAACGGAUACAUCGAGUACUCAGAGUUCAUUUCCGUCUGCAUGGACAAGCAGAUUUUGUUCAGCGAGGAGCGGCUUCGGGACGCCUUCAACCUCUUCGACACGGACAAGAGUGGCAAGAUCACCAAGGAGGAGUUGGCCAACCUGUUCGGCCUGACCUCCAUAAGCGAGAAAAUUUGGAACGAUGUCCUCGAGGAGGCGGACAAAAACAAAGACAACAUGAUCGACUUUGAAGAAUUCGUGUCAAUGAUGCACAAAAUAUGCGACCACAAGACGCCCUGA